This is a messenger RNA of Paramecium sonneborni, 2001 nucleotides long. NCBI's taxonomy places the organism in Eukaryota, Ciliophora, Oligohymenophorea, Peniculida, Parameciidae. The record is from the annotation of a GenBank genome assembly.
UUAAUGUUUUUCAAGUAAGAAAUAAUCUAUAGCUAGCUUUGCUCGUUUUUUCACUCAGCCAUAACAAUUAGACAAUUUGAUAGCAAAUCCAGAUUGUGAUUUAGAAACGAUUUUAUCGACCGAUGGAAUUUUACAAGAAAUAAAGGGAUUAGGAGCUACAAAAUUUGCUGAUCAGUAUUAUAUUGAGCAUAACAAUAGUGUUAUACAGCAUCCAGAAAUGUAUUAAAAAAUGAUUGAUUACAUAAUAUAAUUUGAAGAGGAACUUAUUGACAAAAAAACUCAAAUUUAGUAAAUUUUAGAUUAUACAUUAAGAUAUCCAUUUUUAACAAGUGAGAUCUUGGGUAGUUAAAAUUAGAAAUUAAUUGAUUAUUUAUUUGAAGGUCCUGAGGAGGAAAAUGGAAAUUAAUAAAUACGUCAAGGUUUAUAUAACUAACUCUUGUCAUUUUUAGAAAAUGAUAUUUUGAAUGUUACUUCAGCAGGAUAUUUUGCAAAAGCAUUUAUAGCAAUAAUUAAGAAGAGAGGUUUUGAUGUAUAAAUUUUUAAAUAAUUAGGUUUGGGCAACGAUCAUUAAAAACAAAAAAAUACUUUCAAAUUUGAUAAAACAUAUUGAUAUUAAACACAUAGCAGAAAUAAUUGAAAAAUUAAUUAUAUUGGAUACAUCUUAAGAAAAUUAUGAAGAGAAAUUCUUUGAAGAAAGGAAAGAAUUAUUAGAAAGAAUAAUUAAAUUAUUAUAAUAUAAAUCCUAUAAUACAGAAAUAGUAGAUAAUGUUUGCGAAAUAUUAAUUGAAAUUACAACAAAGAGUAUGAGUUCUUUAUAUUAUAACAAUGGAGAAAUCAUACCAUUUAUUGAUAUCAUAAAAAAACCUGAAUUAUUUUUAAAACUUGCCUUAUAAACUUAGCGUAUAGGACCUUAUUAAUUAUUAAUAAAUUUAGUGGAAAUGCAAUCAAAAGAAACUAAAAAAGAGGAUGAUGAUGAAGUAGUUCAUAAUUUAGAAAAAGAUUAUUCAAUUUUUGAAUCUAUUUUACCAGAAUUACCUCAAAAUCUGUUAAAUCAAGAUUAUCAUACAAGCAAUUUUAUUAAUUCAAAUAGAUUAUUAAUUUAACCAUUUGGAUUAGCAAGAAUGCAUUUAUUAAAACUUAUUCAAGUUCUUGUUCAGUAAUUAUUACAUUAUUAAUAAGAACUAAUGAUUACAAAAUUAUAAAGAUUUUGAUAAACAAUAGACUUAUUGAAGCAUUGAAAAUAAUAAUUCUUUAGUAUGAGUCAAAUAAUCAAAUCCAUUCUUGUUGUGAUAAAAUAUUUAGAGCAAUAAUUGAUCUAAAUCAAGAUGAUUUUACUAAUGAUGUAAAGUAUUUUUAAUUCUUUCAAUAGAUUUUUGAAAAUAGCCAUCUUCUAAAUUAUAUUAUUUAAAAUCAUAAUACUGAAAAUACUAAGAAAGGUUUUAUUGGAUUUAUGACUUCAAUUUCUAAUUAUUUAGAAGAUAAGAGUAAAUAAAAUAAUAAAAUAUAAAAAUUACUUCGAAUCAGUAAAUUUUAAUAUUAAAUAAUAAUAGAUGAAUAAUGGUAGUAAUUUAUAGAAAAUAUUUUAAAUAAUAUCAAUUCAAAAGAGAAACCAUUUUUAUGUAAUGCAAAUCCAAGACCAAGUUAAGAGCCUGAUGUUUUAGAUGAACAAGAAACUGAUAACAUUUUGAACAUUUUAAGAGUAUUUAUUACAAUUAUAAAAACUGUUAGAAAUUUAAUAAUAAUUUUUAAAAGAAUGAUAAACAUGUUAUUAAUAAUGAAAAUACAGAAGGUGUUUAGAGAAAUACUGAAGUAUUGAAUGAAUUUGAGCAGGAUACUUAGGAUUAAGAGGAAGAAGUUUAAAAUGAGUAAGAUUAAGAUUUAUAGAAUGAUGAUUAAGAAUAAGAUGAUAUUUAAGUUAAUUAAGAAUAUAAUGAAAAUUAUUUCUGGAAAUUAGAUGUGAAUGAAAAAUUAGCUUAAGAAUUAUUGGAUAAUUUUGAAUGA